AUGAGGUUAACCAAGAACAAGGCCUCUGGAAAGGUAACCAAGGAACAGGGCCUGCUGAAGGUAACUCCAAGGAACAAGGGCCUGCUGAAGGUAAACCAAGGAAACCAGGGCCUGUGGAAAGGGAACAAGGAAGGAAAGGGCCUGCUGAAGGUAACCAAACCAAGGAAGGGAAAGGGCCUGCUGAAGGUAACCAGCACAGGCCUGCUGAAGGUAACCAAGGAACAGGGCCUGCUGAAGGUAACCAAGGAACAGGGCCUGCUGAAGGUAACCAAGGAGAAGGGCCUGCUGAAGGUAACCAAGGAAAAGGGCCUGCUGAAGGUAACCAAGGAACAGGGCCUGCUGAAGGUAACCAAGGAAAAGGGCCUGCUGAAGGUACCAAGGAAAAAGGCCCUGCUGAAGGUAACCAAGGAGAAGGGCCUGCUGAAGGUAACCAAGGAACAGGGCCUGCUGAAGGUAACCAAGGAACAGGGCCUGCUGAAGAUAACCAAGGAACAGGGCCUGCUGAAGGUAACCAAGGAACAGGGCCUGCUGAAGAUAACCAAGGAACAGGGCCUGCUUGAGGUAACCAAGGAGAAGGGCCUGCUGAAGGUAACCAAGGAGCAGGGCCUGCUGAAGGUAACCAAGGAACAGGGCCUGCUGAAGGUAACCAAGGAACAGGGUCUGCUGAAGGUAACCAAGGAACAGGGUCUGCUGAAGGUAACCAAGGAGAAGGGCCUGCUGAAGGUAACCAAGGAACAGGGUCUGCUGAAGGUAACCAAGGAGAAGGGCCUGCUGAAGGUAAGGGCCAAGGAUCAUGGGUCUGCUGAAGUAACCAAGGGCCAAGGAGAAGGGCCUGCUGAAGGUAACCAAGGAACAGGGCCUGCUGAAGGUAACCAAGGAGAAGGGCCUGCUGAAGGUAACCAAGGAACAGGGUCUGCUGAAGGUAACCAAGGAGAAGGGCCUGCUGAAGGUAACCAAGGAACAGGGUCUGCUGAAGUAACCAAUGGAGAAGGGCCUGCUGAAGUAACCGGGCAAUUGAAAAAGGGGCCUGCUGAAGGUAACCAAGGAAAAGGGCCUGCUGAAGGUAACCAAGGAACAGGGUCUGUUGAAGGUAACCAAGGAGCAGGGUCUGCUGAAGGUAACCAAGGAGAAGGGUCUUGCUGA
Macrobrachium nipponense is the source of this 1143-nucleotide messenger RNA. Its product is annotated as anti-sigma-I factor RsgI-like. NCBI's taxonomy places the organism in Eukaryota, Metazoa, Arthropoda, Malacostraca, Decapoda, Palaemonidae. Bases 1 to 1143 code for a protein of 380 amino acids. The record is from RefSeq and is a predicted model, not a curated record. The transcript is spliced from 3 exons.